Molecule: messenger RNA, 465 nt
Organism: Nakaseomyces glabratus
Lineage: Eukaryota; Fungi; Ascomycota; Saccharomycetes; Saccharomycetales; Saccharomycetaceae
Gene: TMA16
Product: Tma16p
Cellular component (GO): nucleus
Source: RefSeq, a predicted model, not a curated record
AUGCGUGAAAGCAAAGUGCAGGAGAAGAAGCGUGCUCACAAUGAGAAGAGAUCCAACGAACUUGCUAGAGUGAAGUUUAUACAAGAUGUGAUCAAGAGCGAUAGUUUUAAAGACAAGAAGAAUUUUAGUUACGAGGAAGCUGCUGUCUUUAUUGAGCAGUUUAUCAACCGUGAUGAUCCGGAAUUAGAACAGUUUAAGAAGAAGCAACGUAGUAAUAGACCCACUCCAAACAGACAGUUGCUUCUAGAACAGAAAAAGAAACUUGAAAUGGAAGAGUUCAAGAAAGGUUUCCUAUGUCCUGACUUGGCAGACGAACAAAGUGUUGUUUUCCUAAGGAACUGGAACGGUACCUUUGGUGCCAUGAGUACCUUCAAGAUGAUUAGAAUCAAUAAUGAGGGUAAGCAAGUGGUCGGUGGCCAUAACAAGUUUACAGGUUCCGAAAACAAUGAAAUUGAAAUGGCAUAA